This is a messenger RNA of Linum trigynum, 2062 nucleotides long. The record is from the annotation of a GenBank genome assembly. Lineage: Eukaryota; Viridiplantae; Streptophyta; Magnoliopsida; Malpighiales; Linaceae.
GUCUCAGGUGGUCUCGCCUAUUAUUUUCUCCAAAACACAAUAUUUGUGUCAAUACUUUUUAAUCGGCCAUAUUAAUGAUAAAUUAAAAAAAAAAAACAAUAUUUGUGUCAUUCUCCCCAACUCUUUGCCGGGGCUUGCUUAGAAGAUACUUCAAUCUUAUUUGUCGAAGCUUAGCUGUGAGUAAGCAGUAGGUGAAAUCUGAAAGAGGAAGCAGCAAGCAUCUAUUAGUGCAUCUAUUAGGGUUCUCCGCUCAGAGUUCAAACAUUCAAGCGCCAUUCCAAUCGAUUACCGCGUUCUGGGUGGAGCAAUGGCGGAUUCAAUUUGCAGAACAAUACGAGAUGGGGCUUUAGAAGGAGAGCAUGCACCAUCUCUUACCAUCAAAGACACAACAGCUUCUCCAUACGGAUUCGGCGUUUUCACUCAUGUGCUCUCCCAAGCCUCGACCCUCAUUUUAGCCGGAGAAUCACAGUCACGGUCAGUACAACACAGUUCUAAUGUUCAGUGCAUUUGUUUCCCGGAAAUAACUCUCUUUUUUCCUCUCCAAUUUGACCUGCCGUUUACAGUUUACUUUAGUCCUCAGCUUCAGUGAUUAUUAUUCGUUUGAGGUAAGUUUUGCUGCAGAGGAUUGGUGGUGGUUGCAUAUUCGCGGAGUCCCUCGUUCUACCUGGAUUUCUUGACAAGAAGUGGAGUUGAUGUUGCUUCUUCUCAGAAAUAGUACUGGAUGUUUCUGUUUGUUUGUAGUUUUGGAACUUUCGAAAGGUCUGCAUAUGCGGCUGUGGACCUUCAUAUUGUUGAUUGGUUGCAACAGGAUUCAUAUUUUGGACUGUUAUACGGACCCUCUUGGCUGGAAGCAUCAGUUAGCGGACUCGGGGAUUUUGCCAAGCAAUUCUUCAGCCGGCGCUUGUUUGUUCCAGGAUGUGAAGGAUAUCAACAAGUUGCAGUCUUUGAUUCUUGAAUUGGGUUCAGGAUUGGUUGGUCAAGGCAAAGUUCGUUUUUCUGUUGCCAUUGAUUCGGUAACUGAAAUGCUGAGGCAUGUACCUCUUUCUAAAGUAGCAGCGUUGAUCAGUGACCUACGUAGUCAUGAUCAAAUCUCUAGCAUAUUUUGGUUGCUGCAUUCAGAUAUUCAUGACGUUAGGGUGACUACUUCCCUUGAAUAUCUGUCCUCUAUGGUAGCCAGUGUAGAGUCACUUAACCAAUCUUCUGAUGGGCUUAGUGGAGACUUGGGGAAUUUAUCCCUGUUGGAACAAAAUUUCAGGAGAGGAAAGUUUCAUGUCCGGUUCAAACGUCGAAAUGGUCGUGUUCGUGUGAUGAACGAACAAUUUCAUAUGGAGGAGUCGGGGAUCAAGUUUACUUCUGUUACUGUAGAGGAUGGAUUAGUCAGUCAAGGGCUUGUGCCAAAGGUGCUAUUCAAUCUGGAGCUGUCGGAGAAGGAGAAGCUCGAGAGAGCCAGAGUUGUCCUUCCUCUUGAGCACCAAGGAAAUGGUAAACCUAUCCAAAUUUAUGAUGGCCGGAGAUCUCUUGCACCUGAGAGCAUGGGUGAGGUGUCAGCUGACACUUCACAAAGCAAUACGGAAGAAUGCAGUAAUGGUGGUGGUGAGAUAAUAUACUUUCGGGAUUCAGAUGAUGAUAGGCCUGAUUCUGACGAGGACCCUGAUGACGAUCUUGAUAUAUAAUAUUUUUAUGAAAUGAACUGAUUGCCCCCCCCCCCCCCCCCCCCCCCCCCCCCCCCCCCCCAUGUUUUGUAUGGACAAGUCCAUCUUGAUAUCUAAUUACGGUGGCUAACAAAGAACUGCAGAAAGAAAUCUGAGUUUGUAUAGUGAAGGAUAGGCAGUGAACUUAUGGCUUUUGGUAGAAGAGAAUGGAGAGGUUGUUGGUUCAUGCUAUCGAACUGGCUGGAUGAGUUUUGAUUGGAAAAUGAUGCGCGAGACCUCCGGGUGUAAAUUCGAGCUAAUCUCCCUGUUUGAGGUGAUAAAGAUUGCAGUAAUUCACUAAUUUGAGACAACAUGCAAGCUGACAUUAUAUUAGGCACCAAAGUGCAGUGCAAUUAAGCAGCCAAGUCAAG